UCCAAAGAAAUGCUAGAAGAAGCUCUUAAAGGUCACAAAUCUACAAACAGUAGAGACUUUCCUCCACCUUCUAAACAAGCAACAAAUAAAAAAGCAACUCUUCUAGGACCAAAAGUAAAAAUGUCUGGUCUAAAAGAAGAAGAAGAGUCUUCACAGAGUAUUGUGGAUGUAUUAUUUAAAGACUUUAUUUCACAGAAGUUCAGUGGUGCAUUAAAAGAAGGAACAGAAAGCAAAAGAGCAGUGUCUGCUCAUAUAACAAAUUCUGUUGAUGAUGAGCUCAGCAGGCUUCUUGAUAUGGAGAUUAAUUCCAUUAAAUCAAAGACUUUGCACCACGAAGAAAUCAUUUCUACAGAAAAGUUAACAAAAAGACCAAAAUCUUACCAGCAUAAUGUUUCUCACAAAAAACAACAUUUUGAAUCUGAAAGAGAAAAAGAUGAUAAUGAAAAAUGUGAAAGUAAUCUUUCUCCACUUAGAAACAGUGAAAAGAACAUGACCAAUGCAAGUAAUGACCUAUUGGAAAUGUCAUCUACUUUCAAAACAAAUUUAAAUGAAAUCUGUCACACAAAUUCUUCAUUUUCAACCAAUACUAUAUCAGGGGUAACCGAUACAUUACCUUCAUCCUUACCAAUAACAAUAAACAAUUUGCAGCUGUGUAGCCAAGCAUUAUCAAUCGAUGCUGGACCUCAGAUAGCUGUGCAUGAACUAGACGGCACAGCGGGUAAAUCUUUCUUUCAGUCUAUGAUGCAAGUUUCAGUGGCAAAGAAAUUGGCCGCCCCCAAACAAUUAAAAAUGAAACUCAGCACUGAGAGCCUUUCCCUCAUUAAAUCCACUGAUCGUAUCGAUAGAGAUGGCAGAGUAUGGGAAGAGGGUGAGUAAACUACAAAGUGAUACAAAUUAAGUUAAUUUUUAAAUUGCACAAUCUUUUCCAAUUUUAUUCAAAUUUUUUAAUCAUGUGUUAGACUUGAAGUAAAUAACAUUUAAUCUAGUUUUAUAGAUUGUAAUUGCUAUAUGUAUAAGAGUGAAUGGAAGGUGCUUACUCCAAACUUGUUUUUUUUUUUCUCUUUCUGUUAGGUGAAGUCUACUCUUCUCACAGUGAGAAGUCUGGUAAAAUUAACGGGGAGAGUGACUCAGAACAUGAUGGCUACCCUUCAGAUACAGGAUCUAUUAAUUCUGGCUGUGGUGGUUGGCCAGCCCUAGAUCCCAAACAUAAAAAGAAACACAAGCACAGACACAAGCGGAAGAAGAAAAAGCAUUCCAAAGAUAAAGAGCGUAAAACAAAAGACAAACAUAAAAAAUUUAAGGAUGGGGAAUCUAUUAGAGAAAAUGAAUUGCAUGAGGAAAUCGAUGACAAAUACAGUUCACAGCAGAAACUCAACAAAGAAAGAACCAGAGAGAAAGAGAGACAUGAUUCUUUAGACAAGUCACCAGAUCGUGAAUGCUCACUAAGAAAGGACGAAGAUUCAAAUAAGAAAAGAAAAAGAUCUCACUCGGGGUAACCAUAACUUUCUAUUGUGUUUUCUAACCUCUGAAAAAAAAGUAUCUAUUACUUAUGUUCAAUAGUCUAAACUCACAUAUGAACAGCUUAUUUAAACUUGGAAAUUUAAUUUUUAUUUACCAGGAAGGAUUGACAUUUUUGCGUUUCAUAAUUUUGAUUUAAUCUCAAGACUCCUUUGAUACAUUUAUUGAUAAAAUCUCAUAACAGGUCUUUUUCAAUAUUUAUUUAUAGCUUGAUUUAUAGCAGUUUUACGGAGAAGUGAGUAAUCAACUCCAUACACAUGAGUCCAUGUCAAAAUGCUUUAUAUUUCUUUUAGUUAAAAAAAAAUUAUUAAUGCUUAACCUCAGGUCAAGAUCUCGGAAACAUCUGAAGAAAUCAAAAUCUGAUUCUCGUUCUCGUUCACCUCAAAAACAUAGGAGGAGCAUGGAAUCUGACAGGUUUGCUUUGUAGAUAACCAAACUCAAUCCCAAAUAGAAGAUACUACUAAUUUGAUAUGUGAUUGAUUAACAAUAUAAACGCACAUCUGCAUUUUCACUGGCAGAUGAACUCAUUGACAUAAUCAGCUCUGCUAUUAUAGUGAACAAACUCUCAUGAUAAUACUGGAAGUUCUUCAAUAAACCUUAUCAAAUCAGUGUAGGCUUAGUUUCUUAAUUCUACAUCUGCUUUUGCCAUUCAAGCUGUUAUAUCUUAUAUAUGCUCAGGACUUGUUACAAUGAAUGGGAUGCAAGGAGCUACAGUGGGGAUAUUGAUAAAAGAUCCAGCAGGGAUCGAUCAAGGUCAAAAGAGCACCCCACCAACGGAUAUAGGCUUCACUCCAGGGAUAAAAGCAAGUCAAAAGAUCAUAACAGGGAGCACAGUAGAGAGAGACCUGACAGACACAGAGAAUCCAGCAGGGAGAAAUCUGAAAGAGAUUUAAGACUACAGAUUGACAAGGCCAAACUUAGAAAAAUUGCAAUGUAAGUGAUGUGCCUUAUCUGUUGUUCUGUAUAAAUGAGUUCAUUGGUCUCGGCCACUAAACACCCAAAAGUGUUAAAUCAACUUUGGCAGAGUUUUCACAUUUAAUACAAAUAUAAUACAAAUAAAUUAUUGGUUCAGGCAUUCAGAGUUAAAAAAAUUUUUUCAAAAAUAAAAGCUUUCAAAAUAAUUUUCUUUCACUUAAUGUAUUAAAUUUACAACUUAUAUGCAGUGCUGAUCAAAAGUUUUUGUUGGUUUUCUUGGCUUCUGAUAAUGACAGCUUCAAUGUACCCUAGAAACUUUUUACGCCUGUGUAUUGUGUUUUUUAUUUGUGUAAAUGGGGCUGCUGAUAAUUUUUCAACAGAGCAAAUGCCUUACAAAACAUGAAGGCUGGCCAAGGACCCAGAGUGGAUCUUACAACAUUUAAAAGUGGAGGGAAAUCAGUAGAAGAAUUGACAGGUAGAAAAGCUCAAGCAUAUCUGGCAUAUGUGCCUUUCAAAUGAAACAUUUAACUAAAAUAAUGUCUCAAAUAAUUUUCUUUUUUAAUUAGGAUAAAUUAUUUAAAUGGAAAAAAGUUUAUUAUAAAUGAACUUAUUUAUAUAUCUUGUCUCUAACAAAACCUUGCAGAGCAAGUACUAAAAUGGUGAUUUUUAAAUGUUCAUAUUCAUCUUUUAAAACUUUCUUUGUUUUAUUUCACUCUUGUUUUUGAAAAGAAUUUUGCAAAAAGAUAUCGGCCAAGAGUGACUUGAGUGACAGUAAUGAUGAAAUGCCAAAGAUAAGUGAUGAUGAAGAUAAGCUUAUUCACCACCCUUUUAAAGUCAGAGAUCCAUCAACGAGCAACAUUAUUAUGAACAUAAGAGUGAGUUCAAUACUCAAUACAUAGAUGCAAAAGUAAAAUUUACACAGAUUGCUAAUUUUUAAUAAAGUGUGGGGGUUGGGGUUUUAGGCUGACAUUAACAAACAAUAUUUUUUAUAUAUUUUAUUAUUUCAGAAUAAUUGUCAAACAUAUUUUGAGAUGAGAUCCAUCUUUUUAAAUUGGUAAUUUUCAUAUCUACUGAUAUUUCUCGCUAGCCAGAAAUUUUGCAAGAUAUACUCAGGGUUAAAUGAACAAGAUGGAGGUUUUGUUUAAACAUGAACUUUAUUAAUCAGUCUUUGGUUUUCUCUCCUGGAAGAAUGCCAAACAGCUCCCUGUCCUGACACCAUCUGAGAAGCAAGCUCAACAGGCAUCUUUGAGGCUAACAUUCCCUGUGUCAAGUGGGUCACACCACCGAGCCAGUGAGUCAGAGUGGGUUCCAGUGGAGAAGACAUCAACACCGCCAACCCCAUCCUCGUCAACCCAGGUAAAAAAAAUAUUUAAAGCAAAAAUUCAUUGCAAUAGUUGAAAACAUAUGUGUGAAUGCCCAAUAUCACAGUGAUAUUUUCAUCAUUAUUUUAAUGCUAAGAAACUUAAGAUUUGUUUGCUGUCUGUGGAACAAAAACAAAGUUACAUUUCCAUUAAAACAAAUGUAAAAAUAGAAUCCUAAAGCCUGUUCACUAUCAUGUAAUAAAAGAACAAUGUUUGUUUUAAAAAAAACAUAAAAAUUGAAAUGAUACAGCAAAACAACAGAAUGUGUCAACUAUAAACAAUAAAAAAAAAUAGUGAAAAAUAAAUCAGUAAAAUAUAAAAUAAAAAAAGCAACUUAGCUCAUAGAAAGAUUUCAUUGGCAGCAUAGUAUAUCAAAGAAGAAAUUAAGAAAUGAAAAUGCAUUUAAUUAUUAUGGGUUAGGAAAUAAGAAUUCCAAGUUAUCCGAUGUUAACAAAGUGUUGAGAAAAAGAAAGAAAAAAUUUGACGGGGGAGGGGUGGGGGGUGUAUGUGAAUUGUUUCUCAUGUAAGAGUGAAGUUUGUUGGUACUUUAAAGUGAAAAUUUGUCUAUCAAUCUCCACAAAUUUUCUAAAUAUUUCUAAGGUCGAUCCAGUUUUCAACAAGCUAACAAAAUUUACUCUAGAACUCACCGAAUGUGAUUUUCUGGUUUCUGUCGAACUAGAAAUCAACAGAAAUUUAAAAAUGGCUUGCUGCCUAAACCAAAAUGUUAACGAGACUUUCAGCUGACAUUAAAACUGAAACAUAUAUAUAUAAAUAGUUAAAAAUUAAAACAAAAUAAUUAUAGAAAUAUUACCAUUCCCUUAGAUUUUUUUUUACAAAACUAUUUACGUUUGCCUAAAGCUAAUUGUAAUUUUAUUUUUGCAAAUAUAUGACAAAUAUGUCAUCAUGCAGCUAUAACAACCACACAGGCCUUCAAAACUGCACUCAAAACACAUCUAUUUAAACUAUACUACUCUGACUGAUUCCCCUCCUAUAAACCGAUAAACGUACAUGCGUUUCCUUGUAAAAAUUUCUGGUGUGGGUAGGUGAAUAUACCUCUGGUGUUGUUUUGCUUAUAUGUUGUUUUUAUUUCAUUUAUGUAUUUUAUUUUAAUAUUAUGAUUAUGCCUCUUUGCUAUAUUUGUGUACAGCGUGGUGAGCCCAGCCCUAGGCUGGGGUACCGCGCUAUAUAAGACCACUUAUUAUUAUUAUUAUUAUUAUUAUUAUUGUAAGCAUUGUUCAAAGAGGAUUUUCAUUUGACAGAGUGACAGUCUGAUUUCUGGUUGGCGAACAAAAGCUCAAAUCACUUAUGGCUGAAACUGAAAAUCAACCUAAAGUUAAUUUUUUUGUUUCUCCCAUAACUAAAACUGUGCCACAAAUGAUCAUAAGGAAACUUUCACCACCAAAACCGAAAUUCAGUCGGCCUCUAAGUUAAUGUUUGAAGCGUAACACUCAUGUUGAAAUCAUUUUUUUAUCCAAUAACCGUAACAUGAUACAUACCCUGGUAUUGUUACAUUGUAAUCAUCUGUAUAGUUUUUCUUUAGCUUGCGAUUAUUGAAACACCUGCAUCAGAGGAACCCAAAAAUGUGGACAGUAUUUUCCCAGACCUGGCUGAGGGCCAGGUAAUAUAAAUGUGUUGUUAUGAACUUUAGAACUAGUUUGUUAAAAUUUUAUAUAGAGUGAUUAACAAAAUAAAGGGGGAAGUGAAACUGAGCUUGAGAUAAAAGCUGUUCGUUCCCUAGCCUCUGAAUUUCCUGAGCUACUCACUAAAUCUGUAUAUUCAACUCUAUUUGGAUUUUGAAUCCAUAAAUAUUUUACUCCUUGACUUACUGCCAAUGAGACUCCCAUGUGUGUUUAUUUAUUUCAUCAGUCUUAGACUAAAAUUAAAUUGUAAAACUAGUCUGUUAUAUAAAUAUCAAUUCAUAAGAAGGUAUGACUUCAACAACAAAAAAUGAAAGUCUUUUUUUAAUUAAUAUCUAGAAAAUUGAUAUUGGCUCCAUCAUAUCUGAAAGACUUCAAGCUGUGAGAAAGUUACAAGAGAAUCCAUACGAUGUCCAAGCACUGACCAAAAUGCACAAAGUUCAAGAACAGGUACCAAACAGUAAAUUAUCACAGGAAAGAUUAUUAUGCUGCUUGUCUUCAGAACUUUCUUCCUGGAUGAACUGACAUUUUACAGCUUUGUUGUUUGUUGCUGUGAAAAACUUUUCUUGUUUGGGAUAGAAAUUUAUGAAUGUGGAGUUCAUUCUCAUUAUACAUCAUCAUCAUUAUUCAAAUCCAGUAGUCAUUCAGCAUCUGCCCUUCAUACUGAGGCAAUAGAGUUUUGGUUUAGUCUAGUAUUUUUGUUAGAUAAUUAAGGCAUAAGUCCUGAAAUGCUAGGCAAUACAAAAUUAAUAUCAAUCAUCAUGAUCUCUUUUUCUAUUGGUCAGGCCAGUAGGUGGGCUACAUCCAAGCAUUUACCUGGCCAGUUUCUAGGGACCACAGGGGCACAUGUCCUAUCUCAAGAGGAGCUCAUUGGUGAUAAGAAGCAUCAAGCAUGGGCCAGAAAGGUAGUUUUAAUAAAUGAAUUUGUCUCUCACCUUCUGUUAUGUUGAUUGUGAUUCUCAUCUCUCAUUCUGAAUUACUUUUUUUUUCACCCUUUAUUCUAUUUUGUACCGGUACUGUCAAAAUAAUACAAUCUAAAAUUAAUUAACAUGUAUGGCAGCAUUGCUACAGUAAAAAAAUUGGUAAAAAAUAAACAUGUUUAUUUUCUUAUGGUUGUAAUUCAAGUCAAUAUGCAAGAUUAAUAAUUUUAUUUGUACAUUAAAAAAAAGGAUCAGUUUAUAAUUAAGUCACCAUAUAUGCACCAUAGUUGACUUCAUAGAGUUAAACAUUUUCUAAGUCAUUUUUUGUAACAAAGACUAUUUCUACAUUUUUUUUGUUUAACACAACAACCUAACUUCAUAUAGUGCUUGCAUAUCAUCAUAUUUUUCACACUGAAAGAUUUGAUGAUAUCCAUGUGUCCAGCAGGCAAUAAGCCAUUGCUUUCCAUAUUUUUUUUACAGGCUGCAUCUACCAACACCUUGUUGCUCAGAGAACGUCAUCGAGGAGCUUAAUCACAUACCAUCACACUAGUUCCUUAUGGCCUCUGAGGGCUUGCUGUGGCCAGGCCGCCGUUUGAGCCACUUAACAGUUUGGGAAUAAACUAGUGUGUUGGUAUGCGAUGGCUCUGCUCUUGAAACUUUCAGAUAUAAUAUAAAGCUUUAACUCAGUCUCUUAAAAGUGAAAGAGAAUUUCUGUUUAAAUUUGUAAAUAUUUUUCGAAGAUAAAGAAUUUUCUAUUACUCUAUGGGUGAAUAAAAAAAAGGUUUCUUUGAAAAGCUUUAUAUUAUCUGAAAUAAUUUUUAUUGUUUCAUUUGGGUGAACUACUGCUUUAAAAAAAAUUCAAGUUGUUUUGAUAAUAAAUUAAGUUUCUUUUCUUUUUUUUUUUUUUUUUUAAAAGGUUUAAAAUCAAAUCCAUUAGUUUUAUUUAUAUAUUUUUAAAUAUUGUUCUUUAAAAAAUUCAACAAAGCUUGUUUGCUAAACAAUCAUAAAAUAUGAUUUUUGAUGUUUAAAAAAAAAAUUUUUUGAAAAGGUUUAAAAUCAAAUCCAUUAGUUUUAUGUAUAUAUUUUUAAACAUUGUGCUUUAAAAAAUGCAACAAAGCUUGUGUGCUAAACAAUCAUAAAAUAUGAUUUUUGAUGUUUAAAAAAAAAAAUGCAAUUCCUGACUAAACUGUCAGAAACAGAUUGUUGCAUUUUUUAAAGCAUAAGAUAAGAACUUGACAUAUUCAGGGAUGAACUUGAGCCAUAUGUUGCAGAGGGCUUUCAAGCCCCAAAACUACUGUCAUAUAAAGAGAAAAAUGGCUUUCCACUGUGAGUUCUAAGGGCUUUUAGGUGAGUACCCUUCCUUGUAAAAAUACUCAGUUUUAUUUGGCUACCUGAUAGUGAUUUCUGACUUAGAAUAUUGUUUGAACUACUGUCACUGAAAGACUUGUCUGGCUUAGAAUCUGUUGGUUGUUGAAGGCAUUUGUGACACUCACUCACACAGUUUUAAAUUUUGGUUCUCUUGAAUAAAUGUUGAAUAUGUUAAACAUGAAAAAUAUAAAAAUAUAAUCAGAUCAAACCCUCUAAUUAUUUUAACAUUUUGAAUAAGGCCUAUAAUCCUUGCUUAUAAGCUGAGUAUUUACAAGGUGGGGCUUGGUUCAAAUUUUUAUCAUUUUCUAUUUACCGUACUCAUCUUUCUAUGGCUCUAUAUGUCUUUGUUUUUCAGGUCAGGGAACUGUUGGUGUUUUUAAUCUUGUGUUGGAAAACCAGAAAAUAUUAUGCUGUAUAUGCAUUUUUAGGAAUCAAUUUAAUUAGCAGAAAUUCGGGGAGAAAUUUUUAUUAAACUCACAAAUUUUGAUUAAAUUAUUUUUGUAUAUAAAAAAAGAAAUAUAUUUGCAAUGGCUGCUUGUAAGUACUAGUUUCUUUCAUAUUACUGAAGCUUGGGCAUAUGAUGUUUGUUUGUUUACUUGCUCAAAUUACCAAGUAUCUUUGGCUGCCAUUGUUUUUCUCUCAUACAACACACAUUCUUAAUCUUAAAUUAAACCAGUUGUUUAACAUUGACAUUAGCUGUCUGCGCAAAUGGAUAGAGUGCUCAGGCUAAACCACUUGUCUAGUAAGUCUAGUUUUGGAACAGAUCUGUCACCUUGUUGUCUCACCUACAGACCCAGCUGACACAAGCUGCCCCAGUCAAUGGUGGCAUUGGAAUGUUCCUGCUUCAGAAGAUGGGUUGGAAGCAAGGGGAAGGCCUUGGAAAGAAUAAUGAAGGAAACAAGGAGCCACUGAUGUUGGAUAUUAAAAUUGAUAGAAAAGGUGAGAUGAUUAACAGGUUCUUUUCAGAUUUCAUAUAAAUAGAAAACCUUUAAAAAAACAAUUAUGAAACAAUUACCCUUCACUUUUAUUAUUAUAUUAUUAUUGUUUUGUCUUUAGUAAUUUAAUUUUUUAAAAAUUCUACUUAGUUUUCUGCUGAAAAAGAAAUAUACAUUUCUAAGAAUAGUAGGAUCCGAAAUUCCUCUAUCCAACCAAUUUUAACAAAAUGAAUUAAAACAAUAUAAAAAAAUAUAGCAGGGGUUUCCCAGGUUGCAAUAAAUAUGAUUUCUGUAUUUAGAAUACAACAGUUUUAAAUUAUUAAGUUGAUGUGUGUUAAUUAUUUUUUAACAAUUGUUGGACAAAGAAAAUUUUAGUUUGUGUUUUAAGUCUAAUAAAUCUACAACUAACUUCAAGUCAGAGCAAUGAAAGUCUUAUUUGCUAUAUCAAAGCUUAUCAUAUAUCCUCUCAACAAGUGCACUUGGGGUAAAAUAAUAUUUUCAAGGUUGUAUUUUACAAAGGUCUUGUUGAAGCACAUCCUAGUAAAAAAUAAAAUUAUAUGUAUAUAAAUCAUUUUAAAAAGUGUUUUUUCCCUUAUGUUUUGACAUUGUUACACAUUUCCAUUGUAAUAUUUGCAUAAAUUGUAUCAUUUUUAAAAAAUAAAAUUUCCUAAAUGUAUCAAGGUUAUUCUAAAUCUUGUCAUGAGAACUUCAAAUAUUAACUUAUGGCGUUUGGCAAAAGUUUGGAUACCAAUUGAUGUGUAUUUCUUUCAGACAACUAGUUAAGCUACAUAUAUUUUUAUGUGUAACAUCCAUAAUGUAGCCUUUUCUUCUAUUUUAGGUUUGACGACAGCUACAGAAAACUCAAAACACAAGACUCAGAUCAUAAAUGUACCAAGAGCCAAAGAUUUGUCAAGUAAGGAAGCUUUAUAUCAAUUAAAUUUGAAAACACUUUUUUGUUUGACUAAUUCUUUAAACUCUCUGCAGUGCAUACAAAAAAAAAAAAAAAUUACAAACAUUUUUACUCUAAUUUUGACAUGCCAAAUUUUAUUAUUGCCUCAUAUUUUACUUGAGUGUUCUCAUUGCAUUCUACAUGACCCCUAAAUUAUCUUAAAGAUGUAACUUGGAUGUCACCAUAUUAUUUAUCAUUUAGACAUUGCAUUGCAUGGAAGUAAGCAAAAAUUGUUGAUUUCAUGAUAUAUUUAAGAUUGUGCUUUAAAUAUCUCUUCUUUCUUUAAUCCUAGGAAAAACUUUUGGGUUAAUCAGAAUUUUUAAAAACUAUUCUUAUGUCCACUCAGAACAAAUGUAUUUGCACAAGGGCGGAAUAUAUUUGCAUAAGGGCUGGCUCUGUAGUUUUAUAAGGCCUUAACGUGAAGGAAAGUAAUUUUUUUUUAAUACUUCAAACUGCUACAGACACUUAACCUUUGCCAGGUACUCUUAUUCUGGAAUCAAUUUACCCUUCCAGAGGUUGAUGCAUACAUUUCUAGGGCAGUCAGUAAAAUGGGGAAAAUAGUAGGUUAUUUUUACUUGUUUUUUUUAUACUCAAUUUGAAAUAGGAUAUUCAGGUAUUCACCUGACUCAAUUUUUUGUACAACAGAUAAGCACCCAGUUUCAGCCCUGAUGGAAUUGUGUAACAGACGACGAUGGGGACCACCAAUUUUUACAGUCGUUGAUGAAAGUGGACCAGACCAUAAGAAAAAUUUUCUGUUUAAGGUAAUUAAUUUUUUGUGUGGAAUCUGUUGCCAGUUUGUACAAGAUUUUAAUAGAUGUAAAUUGUACCACAUAUUUAUGCAUUUUCAACAAAUGGCUCUAUAUCCUGAACACAGGCAUUAUAAAAUAGUUUGUAAUGUAAAAAUUAUACUUUGCACUAUGUGCAACACCAAGGCAAUUAAUUGUUUUUAAGAUUGUAAUUAAGUCUUACACAUGAAAAUUAAGAAUUAUAAUUUUAAUUUGGUUAAAAGGCCUCAGCUUAUAUUUAUGGUUAUUUUAAAGUGUACAUUUUAUAUUCAGGUUAAAGUGAAUAAUAUUGAAUACCAACCUAGUGUACCAGGCUCCAACAAGAAAACUGCCAAAGCUCAAUGUGCUGCUGUGUGCUUACAAGAAAUGGGGCUCCUCCCUCGUGAUGCACCAUUAAAUAUCUGAAGACACAUCUCUGCGAAUCUGAUUGUUAGAAUGUCUUGAUGUAUAUUUGAUCAGGACAUAUUGUUCAUAACACUCUUAAUUUUAAUCUGCCUUUGCACUUUCAUGCCUCCAACUUAGGCUUGAGCAGCCUGUAUCUGCCUGAGGACCAGAUCACUGUCUCAGCUAACCCAACAUCAAAAUGAUAAAUCCUUCAGUUUUGUUGUUACAAAUAUUACUAGUUGAUAUUAUUCAAGAAUCGAUCAUUAAUCUUGUGCUCAAAAAGUUCUGACAUUCUACUAAUAACCUUAAAUAGCUAGUUACUGGUGGUGGACAUUUCCUCACUUUUACAUACACAUUAUGAGGAAAAAGUGGUGAGUGUUUUAAAAAAGAGAGAAAUAGAAUUGCUGCAUGGAUGGUUUAUGUGGUCAGCUUUAAUCUGGGGUUUUUAGAUUAUUACAUCUUGAAAGUGCCCUCUUCCAAUAUUGCUUUUUAUUUUUUCCUUUGUUUUCUCACCGUAAACUUUUUUUUCUUUUAAAGUUUGGAAUCAUUCCGUAAAAUCUGAAGGUUUUUUUUCUUUCAUUGGUGCUAUUAGUUUUCUUUAUGAAUACUACAUAAAUGCAAAAUUUUUAUAAAGAAAAUUGCAAAGAAAAAUAAAAUAUUAGAUACCGUGUAUGGUGAAAAAGUGUUUAGAUGACCACAUAUGGCGUACAUUGAGCUGUUGAUGCGUUGGCUCUGACAUUUGUUAUUAAACAAUGUUCAAGUAAAAGCCUGUUAAGGAGUGGGAACAUCUCUCCCGACCAUAAUAUCCCUUACUAUCCAACUCUAUCUUAAACUAAGGAAUGGUGAUGGACUGUGUCACCAAAACCAUACUUAAUUCCGGAAGACCUAAAGCUGUACCUUGAUUGCUACAUUCUGCAUCUAGCCUUUAAAGCAGUAUGAAAUUUUUUUAUUGUACCGUGACUUAUUUAGAUACAAUUUUCACCAAGCAUACCUGCUUUUACUGAGUGACUGUAAUAGUUUGGUGUUAAAUAUUUGUAUGCUGUUUUCUUAUAAUUAACAACCUGAGGAAAAAAUAGAUAUUGCAAUAUAAUUCUUAUGUUUAUUUUUAGAACAAUAGAUCUUCACUCAAUGUUCAUUAAUGUAUAUCGAAUAUUUUUUUUGUCAUAUUUUUUAAGUUUUUUAUUCUCAUAAAUUUAAAUAGCUGUAGGAACAAAUCUGAACAUUAUAAAAAGUGGAAAAUAUCACCACAUACAAAAGCUGAGUUUUUUCAGGCAUGUACAAUAGCAAUGGUACAUCAAUACAAAUAAUUAUCUUGAAAAUACACUUGAUUGAACGAAGCAGUAAGCAGUAAUUAUGAAUUGGGCAAGGAAUUUACUAAAAUGACAGGAAAUAGCCAUGAUUUUAUUAUUUUCUUCACAGAGCUGUUACUUGUUUGAUAUGUCAACUGGUUUCUUAGUUUGUCUUAUUGGUCACAAUUUUUGAUGAUUGGGGCAGUUGAAAUAAUGGAAUGGUACUACUACUAUUACUAUACGUGGCUUGAGGAAGCAGAAUUCAGUCUACACAUUUAUCAUCGAUAAAGUAAAUUCACUCCACUAAUGAUCAGUUUGAUAUCGCAGUAUGUAAAUAAUAUAUGUAUAACUUGCAAGAAAGACUUGUAUAAAAUUUGUUGACAUUGAUUUAUUGUGGAUAAAUUAAAUGAUUGAAAUGAAUCAUUAAUUGUUUUAAAAUUUUGCAUUCUUAAAUUUUUAAAAGCCAUGAUAUUUGUGUGAUUAAGUGCUUAAACUGUGGUCACCAUCUGGUAUUUAUUUUAAGUACUGGUAUUUGUAUUCAGCUGAGUCGAGUGGACUCAAAUUAGCAGUUAUAGAGUAGAAAAACCUCAAGAAAACAUGCUUAACCACUGAAUGGACAAAUACCAGCCAACUUAGUGAGGUAAUCAAUCUUUCCUGGGUGACACACUGUGUGUUAAACAAAAAGCACUUAAGAUACUGUCAUGCUUUAGGAUAUGAGAUGAAAUGUUUCUGAAG
Lymnaea stagnalis (great pond snail) is the source of this 12796-nucleotide messenger RNA. The record is from the annotation of a GenBank genome assembly. NCBI's taxonomy places the organism in Eukaryota, Metazoa, Mollusca, Gastropoda, Lymnaeidae.